AUGUCUGGGCACUUUGCACCCACCACUCCUCAGGCAGCAAAACCGCCCACUCCCUCUUCUCCUCAGAUAGCGACCCCCGCUAUCGACGACGACGUCGCCGCCCCGCCAGAGAUCCUCUACUCUGUCAUGGGUACUAGCAACCCUCCAUCCCUAUCCGGCUCAAUUGCACCUGACGCCCCCGAGACUCGCAAGGAGGAGCACGACCGCAACAUCAGGAGUAUCAACGAUGAGAUAUUAGCCCUCCAGCAAAGCGUUGACCACAAGCUGGAGCUGAUCCGCCACCUCAUCGCCUCCCGCGAAGUUGCCAUCGCGCACGAAGUCGAGCUCAGCCGUAUCGACCAGGACUACGCGGACGAGGAGGGAAGGAAGAAGGUCCUUCAGCGUGUUGAAUCGUUUACCGGGGGUAAUAAGAGCAAGGAGAAGGAGGAAAAGAGCAUGGAUGCGGGGUCUGGAAAGCAGAAGAAAAAGUUGAUCAGCUACGCAAAGAGGGGCACUGUCAAGAGGGGCCCGGUCGUGAAGGAGGGCCAGCCGACCGCUAAUCGUCGUUUGAGCGCGUUGGUUGCUGGAGGAGAAUAA
This is a messenger RNA of Morchella sextelata, 576 nucleotides long. RefSeq lists its product as uncharacterized. Bases 1 to 576 code for a protein of 191 amino acids. The transcript has 2 exons. Lineage: Eukaryota; Fungi; Ascomycota; Pezizomycetes; Pezizales; Morchellaceae. The record is from RefSeq and is a predicted model, not a curated record.